AACUCAAGGGCAGGAUGAGACAAGGGACAGCAACACAGUGGCCGGUUUACCUGCCUUCCUGUGGUAGCUGGGGGUGCUCAGGCUGGGGGAGCAGAAGGGCUCCUCCGCCUUGGGCUGCAUGCUGGGAAGGCGGGUGGGGGGAGGCUUAGGAAAGUAGGAGAAACUUGGAUUGGGCCACCGGCCCCAGCUCCUUCUCCCCAUGCCUGCUUCCUCUUCCUUUGUGACGCCGCGUGGGGAAAACGAGGAGCAGGGGGUCCGAGACCACAUGUCGCCUAGGCUGGUCUUCAACUUCCCACCCUCUUCCCUCAGUCUCCUGAAUGCUGGGAUGACAGACCUGAGCCAUCAGCAGCAAGCCAUCUUUUACUAGGAUGUUGUACUCACUGAGUGCCAUUGGUUGAAUGACAAUAAUAAGGGAAGAUUGGGACCUCCCCAGCCUCCUCUUUGAGCUACUGCUGCAGAUGUGUAGAAUCCGAACUCAUUUCAAGAGAUUUUACCUCUACCGGCCUCUAUUGUUCUGUGAAAUGGGAAUAACAUAAUUGCACCCAUCUCCGUGCCACGGAAGAGAAAUAAGGACACGCUUUCAAAUCUCUUUGCACAUCGUCAUUUAUCUUACUUGGGGACCGGUCCGCAGCCGUUUGUCCAACCCUGCAAUCCCCAUGGGCUACCGCCCCCCGCCGCCUUGGCUGCCACCCCGGACAAGGCAGGGAUAAGCGAGGUAUCCCCACCUGUUCCCUUCCCUAUAUAUGUCAUUGCCCACUCCUCCCAAGUGCAGGACCACGUGGCCACCAUGUCUGGAGACUACGAGGAUGAUCUCUGUCGGCGGGCUCUUAUUCUGGUCUCCGACCUCUGUGCGCGGGUCCGAGAUGCCGAUACCAACGACAGGUGCCAGGAGUUCAAUGAACUGCGAAUCCGAGGCUACCCCCGGGGUCCAGACGCAGACAUUUCCGUGAGCCUGCUGUCGGUCAUCGUGACGUUCUGUGGCAUUGUCCUCUUGGGUGUCUCUCUCUUCGUGUCCUGGAAGUUGUGCUGGGUGCCCUGGAGGGACAAAGGAGGCUCAGCAGUGGGCGGCGGCCCUCUGCGCAAAGACCUAGCUCCUGGGGUUGGGCUGGCAGGCCUGGUAGGUGGUGGUGGGCACCACCUAGGGGCUGGCCUGGGUGGCCAUCCUCUGCUAGGGGGUCCCCACCACCAUGUGCACACAGCUCACCAUCCACCCUUCGCGGAGCUGCUGGAGCCGGGCAGCCUGGGGGGCUCAGAGCCACCGGAACCUUCGUACUUGGACAUGGACUCAUAUCCAGAGGCUGCAGCAGCUGCUGUCGUAGUGGCUGGGGUCAAACCAAGCCAGACAUCCCCUGAGCUUCCAUCUGAGGGUGGAGCAGGCUCUGGCCUGCUCCUUCUGCCGCCCAGUAGUGGGGGCUUACCCAGUGCCCAGUCUCAUCAGCAGGUCACAAGCCUAGCACCCGCUACCAGGUACCCAGCCCUGCCCCGGCCCCUCACGCAGCAGACUCUGACCACCCAAGCCGACCCCAGCAGUGAGGAGCGGCCACCUGCCCUGCCAUUACCUCUGCCGGGUGGUGAGGAGAAGGCCAAGCUCAUUGGGCAGAUCAAGCCGGAGCUGUACCAGGGCACUGGGCCUGGAGGCCGGCGAGGUGGAGGAGGCUCUGGGGACGCAGGGGCACCAUGUGGCCGAAUCAGCUUUGCCCUGCGGUACCUCUAUGGCUCGGACCAGCUCGUGGUACGGAUCCUACAAGCCCUGGACCUCCCAGCCAAGGACUCUAAUGGCUUCUCAGACCCCUAUGUAAAGAUCUACCUGCUGCCGGACCGUAAGAAGAAGUUCCAGACCAAGGUGCACAGGAAGACCCUGAACCCCGUCUUCAAUGAGACGUUCCAGUUCCCAGUGCCCCUGGCUGAGCUGGCCCAGCGCAAGCUGCACUUCAGUGUCUAUGACUUCGACCGCUUCUCGCGGCACGACCUCAUUGGCCAGGUGGUUCUGGACAACCUGCUGGAGCUGGCCGAGCAGCCCCCUGACCGCCCACUGUGGAGGGACAUCGUGGAGGGUGGCUCGGAAAAGGCAGAUCUUGGGGAGCUCAAUUUCUCACUGUGCUACCUCCCCACGGCUGGGCGCCUCACCGUGACCAUCAUCAAAGCCUCUAACCUCAAAGCGAUGGACCUCACAGGCUUCUCAGACCCCUACGUGAAGGCCUCUCUCAUUAGUGAGGGGCGGCGUCUGAAGAAGCGGAAAACCUCCAUCAAAAAGAACACGCUGAACCCCACGUACAACGAGGCCCUGGUGUUCGACGUGGCCCCUGAGAGUGUGGAGAAUGUGGGGCUCAGCAUCGCAGUGGUGGACUACGAUUGCAUUGGGCACAAUGAAGUGAUUGGCGUGUGCCGAGUUGGCCCCGAGGCUGCGGACCCGCAUGGCCGGGAACACUGGGCUGAGAUGCUUGCUAACCCGCGCAAGCCUGUGGAGCACUGGCACCAGUUAGUGGAGGAGAAGACUCUGACCAGCUUUAGAAAAGACAGCAAAGGACUCUCAGAGAAAGAGAAUUCAGAGUGAGGGUCUGGCCUAAGCCCGGGAUCCAGCCAGGCACCCUCAGGACCCCAUCCCCUCUUGCCCGGACCGUGAACUCAUCUCCUCGAAGCCAUAACGUCCGAGCUGCUGGCCCAGGACAGCCUGGGCCUGCCCCUCACUCUCCAGAGGCGUGAGGCUGGGAGGAUGGUGGGCCCAGCUCCCUGUUUCAGGGUGGGGGCUUUUGCCCCCAUUGUCUGUCUUUUUUCCCUUGGGCCCCCCCUUGAGGCAAGGGGCCAUGCAUGUCUGGGGGACCCCUGUCCCCAACCCUCUGUCUGUCUGUUCUCUUCGCUGUUGUCUGGAGUCUUGUCCUGCCCUGUGUUCUCACCAUGAAUGUCCAGUGUCCCUCCUCCCUGAGGCACACCCACUGGGGUCUGCCCUCUCUGUUCACCCAUCUGCGUCUGGCCAAUCCCCCGCUCUGCUGCUGCUGUCUUUGCCAGAAUAAACACAGCCGUGGGUCUCACUC
This is a messenger RNA of Jaculus jaculus (lesser Egyptian jerboa), 3032 nucleotides long. RefSeq names its product synaptotagmin 3 (gene Syt3). Bases 788 to 2554 code for a protein of 588 amino acids. Gene Ontology annotation, biological process: regulation of dopamine secretion; regulation of calcium ion-dependent exocytosis; calcium-ion regulated exocytosis. The transcript is spliced from 12 exons. Gene Ontology annotation, cellular component: membrane. Lineage: Eukaryota; Metazoa; Chordata; Mammalia; Rodentia; Dipodidae. Gene Ontology annotation, molecular function: calcium-dependent phospholipid binding; clathrin binding; calcium ion binding. The record is from RefSeq and is a predicted model, not a curated record.